Messenger RNA from Mya arenaria, 1414 nucleotides. Its product is annotated as moesin-like. Lineage: Eukaryota; Metazoa; Mollusca; Bivalvia; Myida; Myidae. The record is from RefSeq and is a predicted model, not a curated record. Bases 159 to 863 code for a protein of 234 amino acids. The transcript has 6 exons.
UAAAGUUAAAAUAAAUUGGCCUGUUUGUUUACCAGGCCGAUAACCACCAAAUUAACAUUUAUUUUACAAAAUAUUUCAUAGAGAAAAGUCAGUGUAGGAACAUAGCGGAUGUAUGUACCUCUAAGUGCCAUUCAAUUGAACAUAAUUGACCACUGAAUAUGGCAGAGGGAAUGGAGAGUAGGCCGCCAGACAACAGACAUGGAGACCUAGGGCGUAUGCGGGACGGCAUGACAGAGGAGGAGGGGAAGGACUUUGAAGAAUUCCACAAGAGUCUUGGGUUGGUAAGCUCGUUCACUAAGCAGAUGGUAAAGUUGGCGAUCGAACAGCUGAGGCCAGAGUUUGACCGCAUGGCCAUCAUUGCUGCUGAACGAGCAGUGGAUUCCAAGAUGCUUAAGGUUAAAGAAAUACAAGAUGAACUAAACAAGAAAGAAAAGGAACUCCAGCAGCUCAAGAUGGAAAAGAGGUUAAUCCAUUCAAGACUUGAAAAGGAGAAACAGCAAAACCAAAAGUCACAGCAGGCAAUGGGAACGCUUGAACAGAAAGAUAAAGAUAUAAGGAAGCUGGAAGGGGACAUUAUUGCUCUAAGAUCAAAACUGAGGAAACGCUCAGAGGAGGCGAAAAGGGAGAGAGAAAAGGCGGCGUUUGAAGAGGGAAAACGACUGGAAUUAGAGAGCGUGCUUCAAAAUGACAUUGACAAACUAAAGAAAGAACUGGACAAGGUCAAGGGUCAGUUUGGUCAGUUGAGAUCGGCCAAGAAUGUUGGAGAUGAAGAGACUAAAAAACUGAGGGAGAGAGAACGAGCUCUCAUUGAAGAAAUAGAGGACUUGAAAUCGCAACAGUCGCCUCGUAAACGGAAACGCUGAGUUGUUGAUGACUCACAUCAUUCGGAACUCCUCGGCCAUUUUUUCAAAAACAACCUCGGAUGUAUAUGGACGGUUUACGUACUUAAAAAGUGGUACGUUUAUUUCCGCUGCAAAUAGAUCGCGUAGUAAUCUUAUUUAGUAGUUAAAAUUUAUGACUUAACUCUUGGGAAUCGUAAUUAUGUUUGCAAUAAUACACUUCACUGGCGAUCAAUUUAAACUGAGAGCAAUGAAUACAACUCUUAAACACUACAUUUAAUUAAUGCUUUUAUUAAAAAAAAUACGGACUACUUCAACAGAUGUACCGGCAUACAUCCGAGGUUGUUUUUGAAAAAAUGGCCGAGGAGCUCCGAAUGGACUCACAUGGAAUUCUGUGUGAUUGAUUGACCUAAAUAUUGUUGCUCUUUUCAAAUUGAACCAUGCCCUUUUAACAUUUUUACAAUUUUGAAGCCUUAGUUUUGCCUUUUACCGUUUGCGCUUUUUUGUCACCGAUAGUUCACGUUGUAUGUUAUUAUUAUGUUUAUGCCUCCUUCUUUUAUAUAUUGUGCUACUUU